CGAGCCGCUUUGGCUUUCGCUCACCGGUCCCGCCGAGGCAGGUGAGCGCCUGGGCUCACGGGGCCGGGGGCGCGAGGUUUGAGGCUGAGACUUUGGGCUGGGCUCCCGGCUUCUCUGGCUUGGUUUCUCCGACUCUGAGAAUCCGUCCCGAGCGGUUGAAUUCCCAGGAGCUAGCUAUGUUGUCAGAAGUCCUGCUGGUGUCUGCUCCAGGGAAAGUCAUUCUUCAUGGAGAGCAUGCUGUGGUCCAUGGCAAGGUAGCGCUGGCGGUGGCCUUGGACUUAAGAACAUUCCUCCGGCUUCAGCCCCACAGCAAUGGGAAAGUGUGCCUUGACCUACCGAACAUUGGCAUCAAGCGGGCCUGGGAUGUGGCCAGGCUUCAGCUACAGGACACGAGCUUUCUGGAGCAAGGUGACGCCUCGGCACCCACCGUGGAGCUAGUGGAGAAGCUGAAGGAGGUGGCAGCCUUCCCCAAGGACUGUGCCGACCCCGAGCGUGCGGCCGUGCUGGCCUUCCUAUACUUGUACCUGUGCAUCUGCCGGAAGCAGAGGACCCUGCCCAGCCUGGACAUCAGGGUGUGGUCCGAGCUGCCCACUGGGGCCGGCCUGGGCUCCAGUGCCGCCUACUCCGUGUGUGUGGCCUCCGCUCUCCUGACCACGUGCGAGGAGAUCCCAAACCCGCUGAAGGACGGCGAGCCUGCCAGCAGGUGGACAGUGGAGGACUUGGAAUUAAUUAACAAGUGGGCCUUCCAGGGGGAGAGAGUGAUUCACGGGAACCCCUCCGGAGUAGACAACGCUGUCAGUGUUUGGGGGGGAGCACUCCGAUACCAGCAAGGAAAGAUUUCGCUCCUAAAGAGGCUGCCGGCUCUGAGGAUCCUGCUGACCAACACCAAGGUCCCUCGCAGCACCAAGGCUCUCGUGGCCAGCGUCAGGAGCAGGCUGCUUAAGUUCCCAGAGAUCGUGGCGCCCGUGCUGACCUCCAUAGAUGCUAUCUCCCUGGAGUGCGAGCGGAUGCUGGGGGAGAUGGUGGCUGCCCCCGCCCCGGAGCACUACCUGGUGCUGGAAGAGCUCAUCGACAUGAACCAGCACCAUCUGAACGCCCUCGGCGUGGGCCAUGCCUCCCUGGACCAGCUGUGCCAGGUGACCAUGGCCCAUGGACUGCACAGCAAGCUCACUGGCGCGGGCGGUGGUGGCUGUGGCAUUACACUCCUCAGGCCAGAUCUGGAGCAGUCGGUGGUCGAGGCCGUGAAGCAGGCCCUGAGCAGCUGCGGCUUUGACUGCUGGGAAACCAGCAUCGGUGCCCCUGGCAUCUCUGUCACUCGGCCACCUCCCUGGACGCCCCCGUGCGGCAAGGCCUGGAUGGCCUCUGAGAGGAGCCUGUGCCGCUGCAGCCCCACCGCGAAGCCCCUUCCUGGAUUAUUCUGGGUGCCGGAGCCGGCCUCUGUGCUGGCCGGUGGGCCCCAGUCCCAGCGGCGCGACCUGGAACCUGCAGCGGACUGGGCCACCCAGAAGACACGGUCUGCGUCCUGCAUCCCCUUGAGCUGCCCAGGCGGUGGGGCCACGUGGGGGGCUUCCCUCCUGUCCUCCCUGCAGCUCCCACACACCCAUCCGCUUUGGGCCUCUGCCUUCUCCCCAGACCCCCUGCCCACUUGGUUGGACGCUCAGAUGCGGGAGUGUGGUUCCUGAAGCAGUGCGCUUUCCCCCUCCCUCCCUCUUCCUCUGCACUUCCACCUGUCUCUCAGGGCCCCGCUCCUCCCACCUCCUCCGGGAAGCCUUCCCUGACCCCUGGCAGGGUGACCCUCACCCCCACCUUCCUCCCCUCGCACCUCCAGUCUGUUUGAACCACUCGGCACUUUGUGUGGCCUGCUCUUCUCUCCAGCUAGACUGUGGGCUCCCAAGGGGGUGUCCAGGUGGUGGCCUUCACCUUGUGACCUCCCAUCACAGGACUGGCAGAGGGGAAAUAAAAAGCUCUUGAGUAAACCAGUGCUUUACUCAGAGUCCAGAAAGAAGGAGGAUACAAUCUUGUACAGUCUGCAGCCCGCCCAUGCCUGCCUCCUCUGUCCCUGUCCCUUCUCCAGCCACUUGCCCCGUGGAGCUCUUAAGGUGAAGGAAAGAAGGGCUUUGGGUCACUUGGUUGUGUGUCUCGGGGACAGGGUGGGGUUUUCCUAGAUGGCCCCGGUCGUUCAGAACAACCUACCUGCUUUUCCAGAAGGGGGAUUUUAAGCUUCCUAGCACCUGGAGUCAUGAGCAGUCACAAAUUCACAGAUUUUUGUUAGCCCUGGAAACAAAAACCAACCUGUAAGUCCUGGAAUCUAACUUUUUUCUAAAGUUCACUGGGUGGGGAAAAAAGACCUGAGGGGUUUGUAGCCUAGUACCUGGCACCUGCCUGGCCCUAUUUGAACUUUAUAUUACCAGUCAGAUAUCCUUCUGAAAUGGCAGAAUCCAUCGAAAAGCUCUUGUAGCUAGCACAUUGCCAAGUAUAGCUCCAGCAGCCGGGGACCUGCAGGGAGCACGCAGAAGGUGGGGGCUGGGCAGGGAUUUCACGACUUGGGCAAAAUGGCCCUGCGCUUCUGCCCUUGGCCACUAGGGGGCAGCGGGUGCCUUUCCCAGGGUGUUCACGGGGAGGGUGAGUGGGAGCUGGCCUGUAGAGCAGGUCUGAGCUCUGCCCUUCCCCUCCCCCCACCAUGCCAGGCCUCUCGGGCUGUGCCAGGGGUCACUGCCAGGCACGUGAGGGCAAUAUGAAGGAUGCCUGCCUCGGCAUCACUGAUCGGAGUUACCAGUGUCUCUUCAAAACACAAAUAAUGCAUAAGUCAGUAAUACUAAUCCUGAGCACUGACCAUGUGCCAGGCACUGUUCUAAACACUAUGGACAUCACCUCUUUUAAUCUGCCCCAGUCUUGGAGAAUAACUGCUGGUCUCAGCCCCAUCUGACAGAUCGGGAAACUGAAGCUCAGAGAGGUUGAGUAACUCAGCCAAGGCCACACAGCUAGUCCGCACGCAUCAGAGGCAGGCUUCCCACUCAGACGACCUGCCUGUAGUGCCUGCCUUCAGCCCCUGCGUGCUACUGUGUGGACCCAGGUUCGUUGCAAUUCUUGCUGCUUUCCAUGCUUGGGCUCAUUAUUUCCUCUGGAUUCUGAUGUACUUAGAGCAGAGCCAGGGCCUGCGUGUUUCGAAAGUUCCCCACACCAUUUGAAUAAGCAGCCAGGGCUGAAAGGUGCUUUCUCGGGGAUACUGGUUGUCAGCAUUUCCACACUGCAGGAGGCCAGCCUGGGAACUCCCCGGGGCGCUCAGAGAUGCCCAUGGUGGGUGUCCAGAAGCUGAGGCCCCCGGAACCUACCUGCUUCCUUGAGACCCUCCCUCCUCCUCCCUCCCUGGGGACAAUGUGUCAUUCCUGGAGCAGAAGGCAGCCCGUUGCUCAUGACUCAGUGAAGCAGCCACCUGCAUGCCUUGGCCAGCACAGCCUCACCCCAGCCACCACCAUAAGCCACCCUAAGGGCCUAGUGGCACCCAUUCCUGGCCACCGGUCUUUUCUAUUACGUGUGUGGACAGUUUGCACUCGCUGGGACCAUCACCCCAUCACCCUCGUCCUCACCUGCAGAAGUAGAUCUCGCUCCCAGCUGCACCUCAGCCUCUCUACCCCACCCCCACCCCUGGCAUGCCCACCUCCUCCCCAGUGUUCUGAUUUAACUAAUCUCCACAGUCUUGGGUGUUUUGCAAAAGCCCCCAGGUGAUUCUUCUAAUGCGGGGCCAAGGCUGAGGACACUGAACUAGUGACCCCAAAGGUCGAUUAAGCACACCAUGUUGGUGCUUGACAGCUCAGCUCUGCCUGGGUUUCUGUUCACCUCUACCGCCCAUCGGCUGCGUGGCCUCAGGCAAGCCAGGCCACCUCUGGAGGCCACAGUCUCCGCAUCUGGAAGGGGGAAAUAAUAGUAAUACCCACGUGAUAAGUCUCACGAAGACCGAGUGAGAAAGUGCACGUCACUUCCUUGGUACCGUGCCUGGCACAUAGUAGGUGCUUGUGAAUUCCCGUUGUUACCACUGUCCUGUGCCAAAAAAUGGAGUGUCUCUCAGAGAGAGCCCAGACAUUUCAGAAUGGUGCCCAGAGUCCGGUAGAAGGGCCCAGCCCAGUGUGUCCAAACCGCCUGGAUUGAGACCCCGGGGGUCGCUGCUGGAGAAACCCGGCCCACGCCCGCUGGCUUUCCAGCCUCCCUGCCGGCCCCCUCCCGGGAGAGGUGGUCACCUAAACACCACCUCCCUCUUUGCCAGCAGCUUCUCAAGUCAGCAUUUGGAGCCGCUCCCAGCCUCUGCAGCCUACCGUGGAGUUAACACCCACCCAUACGGCCUGAAGUUCACAAUUCCCUGGGUCUGGCAGAGGUCUCACGUUGGGAGACAGGCAGCAAAUAUUGUGACUCACGGCAGACAGAGUAGCUGCUGUGGUCUGCGCCUAUGCUCUCUGUUGGGGAGGAUUUUCUCCUGGUGGACGGCUAGAAGCCUGUCGAGUUAGGGGAGCUGGCUGUGGGUCGGCACACAGUCGGGCCCCCGCUGGCCAUCCCAGGGUGCUUGGGCCAGCCCCUUUGCCUCUCCAGGGCUCCGUUUUUCUUUCAGCUCCCUGGCAAGAGCUUUUGAUAAGGCGCCUAGCUUGGGGUACAGCACCGAGCAGGCACCCCCUUCCCCAGCCCUUGCUGGCUUUCAGCUGGUCGGGUCCAGCCCCUUGGCUGUCUCUUAGCACCCUACUGUGUGCCAGGCCCAGUCACUGUCUUAGAUGAGGAAACGGAGGCCCAGAGGGGUAAAGCAACAUGCCUACAGUAUGUUUGUACCCUAAUUCCCAGGCCACAGUCACAUUUCCUCCUAAUUGUCCCCCAAAUGUCCAGGAUCCUGUCCAGGACCACACAUCUGGCUGUUAUGGCCCUAAAUUCUCACCCCCCCUUUUUUUUCUCUCCAUAACACGGUUUACUCGAGGCCUGGCCGGCUAUCCUGCAGAACAUCCCAUCGUCUGCAUUGUCCAUCAGAGUCCAGCCCCUCCCGGUGGCUUCGUCAGCUCCUGAAUUGCUAACAGCCGGCCUUCCUGAGCACCUGCUAUACGCCCAGCGUGGUGCCUGGUGCUGUUUGCCUUAUCCCUGUGAACCCGCUUGGGUCAGUGAGAUAAAGAUGCUGAGGCUCAGCGAGAUGAGGUGAUGUGCCCGAGGCCAGCCAGCUGGUGAGUGGGACUGAAGCCCAGACCCUUUGACCCCAAAGCCACUUUCUCUCCCUCUACCCUGGGCAAUCUCACAGGAUCUCACAAGCAAGCGACUCUCUGGCCCGGGUCUAAAUGGCUGGGCCAACAUUGCUUCCCAGAGCAUGCUUCUUGGUCAAGGAACCCAGGGGACGUACCACCUGGCACUGGGGUCCCAGGGGUGAACGAGACCCAUCCUUGCCCUCCAGGGCUCACAGGGAAGAGCCAGAUAAGCAAACUGACAAUGACCGUAAAGAUCAACAGGUUCUGAGUUACCCUGGGAGCCCAGGAAGGGGUGGGACACAUCCCAGCUGGUGUGUGGGGAUGGGAUCAGGGGAGGCUUCCUGGAGGAGGAGAUGCCUGGGCAGAAUUUUGGCUGAGUUGGGAGGUGAAGGAGGGCGUUCCAGGCAGCAAAGGCACUGAGGCGAGCAGUGCUGGACCAUGUGCAGAGAAGCCCCAGGUGGUUUGGUGUUCAGAUGGUGCCCGGAGCCAACAUGAGGCAAGGUUAUCCUGAGAGCCCUGGGGAGCCAGGGUGGGAAGUGGGCACCCGAGGGCAGGUCACAGCUGUGCUUUGGAACGUCCCCCAGCUGUGGCAUGAUGAAUGGAUGGAGAAGGGCAGUGGGAAGUGAGGGACGGCAGCGUCUAGAAGGUAGCAGUGGCAUUAGGGACGGAUGGAGAGGUGGUGACCGAUGGGAAGAUAAGCAGGGUGCCUGGAGGGACCUUCUGAUUUGGGGGUCCGAUUUGUCUCCUCUGUUCAGGGAGCAGAUACGCUCCUUUUUUUUACCAGUCUCCUGCCUCUGCUGACUCCCUAGUGGGCCUGGGUGUCUUUUAUGCCUUUUUUCUAUUAGUGCCCUAGGGCUGCCAUAACAAAGUGCCACAGACUGGGAGGCUGGAAACAACACAAAUACUUUCUCGCACGGUUCCGGAGGCUGGAAGUCUGAAAGCAGGGUGUCAGCAGGGCCACGCUCCUUCCACGACUCUGAGUGGAAUCCUUCCUUGCCUCUUCCGGCUCUGGAAGUGGCCGGCAAUCCUGGGCAUCCCCCGGCUCACAGCUACAUCCCUCCACUCUCUGCGUCUGUGGCCACACAGCGGCUUCUCCCCAUGUCUCCGUCUCACGUGACUUUUCCCCUUCUCAUAAGAACACCAGUCACACGGGAUCAGGGCCCACGCUGAUGACCUGAUCUUACCUCGAUGACAUCUGCUGUGACCAAAUAAGGUCACAUUCACGGGUACCAGGGGUCAGGGCUUCGCCGCGUCUUUUGGUGAGGGACACAACGGAACGCCUAACACUCUGAAGGGCAGGCAUUUUCCCGGUUCACGUCUGCAGCUCCCAGCCCUCGCCCAGAGCCCGGUGCGUGUCAGCACUCAGAGCGGGAGGUCACGGGACGAACAAUGAGCCGAUGGAGUCAAGGCGUCCAGCGUCUCCUCCGUGCUGACCCCCACUCCUCUGACAACGCAGCAGCCCCAGCCCAGCCGGCAUCUGGGCCACACAGGUCUCCAAGGCCGCCUUUCCCGUGGGUUGUUCUCUGGAAGAAGUGGUGUUGAUGUCAGCAGAUGCCUGUCACUUUCCUUCCCCAGCAAAAUCUGAACUGUCAGAGUAAGUGAAAUAGUCAUUGCCUAUCCCCGCGUUUGAGAUUUUAUUGACAGUUUCAUUGUCACCCAAAAAAACCUCCUUUUCUCCGUUGGCAUUUUUAUCAGGUGAUUCUGGGGGCAGGAAGGGGAUGAAGGGCUGGCUCCUGAAAACGGGUUUUGGCAGGUGGUGGGGGCUGGUUCCCCGGCCUGGGGGCAGCGCGGGCAGAAGACCCCCACGGUGGGCUCCACCGUGCCUCGACUCCCGCCAAAAACUGCUGGGUACCCCGUCCAGGGGGCAGGAGGGAAGUGAGAGAUUGGGGGGCCCCUGGAAAAAGCCACGGUGGCCGAAAGGGGCUGCCCAGUUUGGUGGGUCUUUAGACCCCUCUCCUGCCUUCCCCAGUGGGCACUGGGGAGGCAUCCAGGGGCUGGGGUGAGAGCAUUCAGAAUCAGACCACGCGGGUGCAGUUCUCAGCUCAGCGAUAUGUACUUUAGGGCAAGUACUUUGCCCCACCGAUCCUCAGUGACCCCAUCUGUUAAAUGGGGUAGUAGCAGGUAAAUUCCAUUGGCUGAGGCUUCUUUGGACUGAGUACCCAUUACCUGGUUUGGUCCUCACUAGAAUCCAGACAGCCGGAUGCCCUCAGGAUCUUCACUUCAAUGGUGCAGAGAGGCAAGGUGGCCCGGCCAAGGCCGGCCACCCCAGCCGGGAGGUGGCGAGAGUGGUUUGAACCCAGAAUGUGAGCCUCCCAGCUCACCCGUGACUCCGCCUCGUAGGAUUUGUGGCAGAGUGCAGGCAGUAAAGUGACACCGCGCUGGCACCCAGGAAAAAGCUGUCUGCUGUUCUGAUCGUCAUUGUUGUCAUUGUUGUCAUUGUUGUCGAAUGGGCCCCUCGGCAGCCACCCUGUCCCUGGGGCUCGUGGGUGGGUGUCGGCCCAGGGGAUGUGGAACGAGCUCAGGGGUUGCACGGGGACUGGGGACCCAGCCAGGAGUUCCACCCCACUCCAUGCCAUGACCCCCUCUGCGUCCCCCUUCCCCGGCCCCCAGCAGUGCUGCAGGUGGGACGGUCGGUUACCAAGCGGGCAAGGGCAGCUGGCUAGGGUGGCAACCCCAGGCCUUGCAAAGCUGCUUCACCACAUCCAAGCUGCGCAGAUGGGAAACGAGGCCCGGAGAGCCGCCCCUGCCUGGGGCUGCCCAGCCAGGCAGGUGACUACAGCAAUGAAGUUAAAACAACGGAUUCUCAAGUCAACUGGAUCUGAGUUUGAGUUCUGCUGCGCCCACUGUGCCUGGGACGAGUCUCACUGAGGCGCAGCUUCCUCCUCUGUCCAGUGAGGAAAUAGAAGUGCCCCUCCCAGAGGGGGGCAAGACCUCAAUGAUGCUGCACAGAAAUUAGCACA
Molecule: messenger RNA, 8170 nt
Organism: Acinonyx jubatus (cheetah)
Lineage: Eukaryota; Metazoa; Chordata; Mammalia; Carnivora; Felidae
Gene: MVK
Product: mevalonate kinase
Biological process (GO): isoprenoid biosynthetic process; cholesterol biosynthetic process
Cellular component (GO): cytoplasm
Molecular function (GO): mevalonate kinase activity; ATP binding
Source: RefSeq, a predicted model, not a curated record